UACCGCCAUUUUUUUAGCGCAGGUCAUGGCCAUGUUCCAAACAAAGGAUUUGUAUGUGUGUUUUCCCCAUUGGUAAUUUUUUUAAGUGAUUUUUAUAAGUAUUCUUGUGCUUAUAAAGACGGUUACGUAUAUUUUCGUGCUUACACGGACAAGUGCAAAGUGAGAUCGAUACAUAUUGGUUAUUAAAAUUAGUUUUUAAUAGAAUAAAACCAUAAAUACUUUAAGUUAGGUUAUGUUGUGCUAUUUAAACUUCGAUCUUCAGCCAAGUAUUUAAAUAAUUUUUAAAUUAGGUGAUUAUAGGUAGUGAUAGAUACUUAAUAGUAAUAAUGGUUAUGUGUUUUGCUCCGACCUGUAAACAUUAUAGUGAAAGAGACGAUUGCAAAUGGUUUGCAUUCCCACGGGAUCCUCUCGAACUGCGAAAGUGGCUAAAAUUAAUAAGGCGAGAAGAUAGAGACCCUGGAAAGCACUCGAGGAUUUGUAGUUGCCAUUUUGUGGACGGCGAUAAGGAAAACAGACCGACCAUUUUUGACUACAACAUAACUAAACGGUUUAAGGGAGAAGCUUUGCCAAAAAAGUCACACAAACACUUCCUUGCCAACGUUGACAUUAACCAGCCAAUACCUGGACCGUCCGGAUUAGAUGAUCAAUUCGAAGCAACCACCUGUGCUGAAGAAGUUGGUAUGCAAGUGUCUGAAAGUACUCCAUCGACAUCGACAACUGUAAUGGCAUGUUCAUCAGCUGGAACUAGUUAUCCGUUUGGUGCCAUGGUUGAUGCAGAGAAUUAUUUUCUAAAAAAUGAAGUGAACAGUCUAAAAACUGAAUUGCUACAUUUAAAACAGAGCUUUUCAUUUAAAAAAAUUGAAGGGAAUUCUCAUUUAGUGACUGUGUACACUGGUUUACCCACAAAAGACAUUUUUUUGACAUUGUUUUCAUUAUUUGAAAACAUGAAAUUAAACUAUUUCAUGGGGUGGCAAGUUGUGUCAGUACCGAAAAUCGAUCAACUGUUAUUGACAUUAAUGAAAUUAAAAUUAAAUUUACUCAAUGCCGAUUUAGCUUUAAGGUUUAAUAUUAGUCGAGAAACUGUGGCAAAUAUAUUUAAAACGUGGUUGUUUGCUCUUCAUGAAAUAUUAUUUGUGCAAUUAAUGAAAAAUAGUCCAUCACGUUUUAAAAAUAAAUGUUGCAUGCCAAAUUCUUUUAGUUCAUUUACCAACUGUAGAAUGAUAAUAGAUUGUACAGAGGUAUGCACUAUUCAAUCAAAAAAUAUGGAAAAGCAAAGAAUAACAUACAGCUCCUACAAACAUCGGAACACACUAAAGGGUUUAAUUGGAGUUGCACCCAAUGGUGUUGUGGUUUUUGCCAGUAAACUUUAUCCUGGAUCUCUUUCAGAUAAAAAAAUUACUGAACACUGCGAUGUAUUACAAAGACUGGUCCCCGGCGAUUUGAUUCUUGCCGAUAAAGGUUUUUUAAUUUCAGAUUUGCUACCUCAAGGUGUUUCUUUGAAUGUUCCUCCAUUUUUAAACACACCCCAAUUUUCACGUGAGCAAGUAAUAAGAACAAAGACUAUAGCUAAAGCUCGUAUUCAUGUUGAGAGAGCAAUUAAUAGAAUAAAACAAUAUUUAAUAUUACGAAUGAUACCAUCCACCUUAAUACCACAUGCGUCUGUAGUAUUUCAAACAUGUGCGGCACUAACAAAUUUACAAUUUCCCCUGAUCAAGGAAGUUGAAUCAUUAUACGAUUAAAUCUUUACUUAUAUAUAAUUAUUUAUAAUCUGAUUUGGACUGCCUUAAAAUCUAAGUUGUUAUAAUAUAUGUACAUAAUUUACAAAUAAAUUUACUUAAACUUAAAA
Photinus pyralis (common eastern firefly) is the source of this 1846-nucleotide messenger RNA. RefSeq lists its product as uncharacterized. The transcript is spliced from 3 exons. The record is from RefSeq and is a predicted model, not a curated record. Bases 327 to 1739 code for a protein of 470 amino acids. NCBI's taxonomy places the organism in Eukaryota, Metazoa, Arthropoda, Insecta, Coleoptera, Lampyridae.